Molecule: messenger RNA, 2388 nt
Organism: Priapulus caudatus
Lineage: Eukaryota; Metazoa; Priapulida; Priapulimorpha; Priapulimorphida; Priapulidae
Product: monocarboxylate transporter 13-like
Exons: 4
Coding region: 1-1626 (541 amino acids)
Biological process (GO): transmembrane transport; monocarboxylic acid transport
Molecular function (GO): monocarboxylic acid transmembrane transporter activity
Source: RefSeq, a predicted model, not a curated record
AUGAGAGCAAUAGAAAGUGAGAACUCGGGCGUCGGUGAGAGUGGGCUAGUGGGCGCCGACAAGAAAGCUGCGUCCGUGUUGACAACCAUCGAUGGCGCGGUCGACACCCGAGCGAACACGACGACGAACGACACGCCGAACGCCAUAACGAACGCCACGACGAACGCCACGACGAACGACACAACGCACGACACGCCGAACGCCACGCCAAACGACACGACAAACGCCACGACGAACGACACGCCGAACGCCACGACGAACGCCACGACGAACGCAGGAGAAGAGACCGCGUCGAGGAGAAAUGCCGCCAGGAAUUACGGAAGCAGUGAGAGCAAGGAUCUGCCGCACGCCGACCACGGUUGGGCAUGGAUGGUGCUAGUGGGCGCCUGCGCAAAUUUGUUCACACUGGCAAGCACGGGGUCCAGUUUCUCUGUGCUCUUCGCAGAAUUUGUCACCGUGUUAGAUGCUAAGAAAAGCGUGAUUGUUCUCAUAGGAUCGCUGCAAUCAGGCAUCGGGUUAAUGUCAGGUAUUUUGUUUAGCCGCUUGGCGGAGAAGUAUGGCUAUCGGCUGGUGGUGAUGACAGGAGGGAUGCUGGCUACAGUCGGCAUGGGCAUCAGCUACGGAGUAGCAGAAGUGAGAGUGCUGAUCAGUGCCUACGGCCUGCUAACAGGCGUGGCUAGGGGAAUGAUAAAUACUCCAUCGAAAGUGAUUAACGGAGUGUACUUUGACAAGAAACGCUCGCUGGCAACUGGACUGGCAAUCACGUCUGGUGCCGUUGGCGCGUUCAUUGGCCCUCUACUGUGUGUCAAACUCAUCGAGCUCUAUACGUGGCAUGGCACACUCAUCAUUCUAGCCGGCAUGUACCUACAAACGGUGGCAGCCAGCGCCCUCUUCCGGGACAUACCCAAGGCAGCGAAAGAAGAGCUAAGCCAACGUCGCAGCAGCAACAAUACGUCGCUAAUGAUGCCAAUCCCAGACAUGAUAAAAUUCGGAGCCCACUGCUUGAGUAGUCUCGCCAUGGGCUUCAGUAUGCUAAUGUUCGUGACAUUCUGCGUGCUUUACGGCAUGUCGCAGGGCUUGAGUCUCGCGCGGGCUGCACAGAUGAUGAGCGUGAUCAACGUGAGCAGUGCACUCAGUGCCUUUCUGGUGGCAGCGACGGGCGACAGACCGUGGUUUCCACGGCCGCUGGUCUACGGCCUUGCGACGCUAACGAUUUCAAUCAUCGCUUUCUUGUUUCUGCUGGCGGGUGAACUGUCGGUGUUUGUUGUUUGCUGCGUGUUCUACGGAUGCAGCGGAGGCAUACGAGCGAGCAUGGAGACAACCAUGCUCGUGGACUUGUUCGGAAUAGAGCAUCUACCGACGGUCCAGCCUAUCUACUCGCUCUUCUUUGGCCUCGGAGCUUUCACUGGACCUCUGGCCGCGGGUGGUGUGUUGGAUUACACUGGCAACCUAAAGUUAGUUGUCAUCCUUUGUGGAAGCACGGCUGGUCUGAGCGCAGCGUUGCUGAGUGGCGCCCUCUAUAUCGACUACAGACAGAAGCAUACGAAGCAGGCAGAAGCGCAUCCGAGGCGAUCGAGUAAAGUCGAAAUCAUUUUCGACGAUGCGACCAGGUCGCAACACAUAUAGAUCCUUGUAUAUGUAUAUAUGGUUUGGAUGUAUGUGUGAUGUGCUUUAACGCGCCACAAUAAAUGACUCAGACGUUGCUGGCGAUGGAAUAUAUGUAUCGAUGGAAGAUCUUGCGUGUAAAUGAGCACGUUUCGCCGUGCUUUGUUUCGCAUAAAUAAAUUACUAAUGCCCCAUGUUUAAUGUUAUAUCAAUGAAUCGCUACAUUGUGUGAUAAGGUAUCUGUUACGUAGAUUCACCACAUCGCCUAUGUGUGUUUCCAUGUUACAAGGAGUACAUAGUAUGAUUAGCUAGACCUGCUCGUGAAUUGUGUCACAACAAGAUGUUGCUUCUAAUGCAGGACGUUGUUAAAUGCGUAUACCUGCUAAAUUCGGUUUGCCAAAUUUUGAGUCGAUGACACAAAUUUGAUAGACGCAUAAAACCGGUGCUGAUCGUUUAUUCUGCAAAUAGAUGUAUGGAAAUACAUGUUUACCAAUAUGCUUGGAUGUUGAUAUGUCUAAUAAAAUUAUUUUUUUUAAAGCGUACAUCCAUCGUACGUUCGCGUACCAAAAGCUACACGUAAUGUUGAUGUUAAUAUUAUUACUAUACGCACGGUAUCGUCUAUACUAUUGCCAUUUGCUAUAUGUAUACUAGGCUAGAAGUAACUUCACAUAUUGUAUGACAUGUUAAAGCACAUGUUGCCAAUCGUUCUUAGAUAAACACGUAGCAUUACGUUAAGCACUAAUAGUAAUAUAACUAUUAACAAUUGGAAUACGGGUAAAUGCA